AUGAAGUCAUUAGUGUUUUUUGUAGUGGCAGCAGCCACAGUGCUUGCCGUCCCCGUUCCAGUCGUCUUUGACAAAGAGUUAUUAUUAGGCAAGGACACCAGAUUUGCCGCAGUUCACCACGUAGCUACUAAAGGUGUAGAAGUUGGAGUUACUGCUCCAGCAGCUAGCUUCCUCUUCUUGGUCCCUAAACUCGGUGUUGAAUUCGGAGAUUUCAAAUCAAAGCACGGCUUGAGACAUCUUGAAUUCUUAGUCUUGGGUGCCGAUGAGCAUUUGACUCACUUACUCGGUGUUUCUGACUGCAAGGGCUGGUUCGUUGUUGUAAUGGGUGUCUGGACCAAGGCCGCUGGUUUGACCCACAAGGUCUUCGGUGGACUUAAGGAUACAGCAGGUGGUUUCAAACUUCACCACUUGGCUGAUUUGGAUGCUGGAGCUGAUUUUGUCAAGACACACGCAGUUUCUGACUUCUUGAAGGCCAGCGUACACGGAACAGCAGUUGAUGCAUUCCAGAACAAACUCCCAUCACAUCCAUUUACCCACAAGCUUCUUGCUAAGUUCGCAAACUUGCUAUGA
Theileria parva strain Muguga is the source of this 570-nucleotide messenger RNA. Its product is annotated as putative integral membrane protein. The coding region runs from base 1 to 570 and encodes 189 amino acids. Lineage: Eukaryota; Apicomplexa; Aconoidasida; Piroplasmida; Theileriidae. The transcript has a single exon. The record is from RefSeq and is a predicted model, not a curated record.